Messenger RNA from Symbiodinium necroappetens, 443 nucleotides. The record is from the annotation of a GenBank genome assembly. Lineage: Eukaryota; Dinophyceae; Suessiales; Symbiodiniaceae.
GCGGGGGCGGCCACGUGACCUCCUGCGACGUCAACGUGCAGACCUGGCCCUUCGCCAGGGAGCUCCUGGCCUGGGCCGGCGUGCCCGGUUCCGAGGUCGAGUUGAAAAUCGGCAUCGCCGGUGAUUGGCUUGCCAGUGGCCAGCUUGGAGAAAUCGAUGUGCUUCUCCUGGACCACCGUGGCACCGUCUACCAGGAGGAUCUCAAGGCGGCCGAGCCCCACUUGAGCCGGCACGCCCGGGUCCUCGCAGACAACGUGCUGCUCCCUGGCGCCCCCCUGUUUCUGGGGUACAUCGCAGGGCGAUACGACGUCGCAGUGCACGAGGUGCCGGAGUUUCGACAGCCGGAGCUGCAGGACUGGAUCCUGACCUGCGUUCCAAAAGCCACUGCUCUGGCGCCAGCAGAGGAUGUGAGAGAGCUGAGGCAAUGGGGCGAGAAGGUGGAU